UUGAUACUCCUAGAUUCUUGCUGAACAUGUCAGCUUCUUUUCGAGUAUCGAUUAACUUAAAAAAGUGCAGCGGUAUUGCUAGAUCACCAAUCUUGAACUGUGUCCGAAGUAGUAUACCAUUGUUAUCGGAUCCCAAGCUUCUAUAUGGAUGCCAAAUUUAUUUUUACCACUCAGUGAAUGAGCGGGGAAUGGCCAGAUUUGCAACACCUGGAAGAGAUUAUAGCGCAAACUCGAAUGUGGCACGGUCAAAUUGGCUGAUCACCAAGCUCUGUAGAGAGGGUAAAAUAGGAGAAGCACAGCGGGUGUUUGAUGGUAUGUGCGAGAGAGAUGUGGUCACAUGGACGACAGUGAUCACGGGGUAUAUAAAGUGUGGUAUGGUUGAGGAGGCAAGGAGGUUGUUUGAUAGAGUGGAUGCUAAGAAGAAUGUGAUUACUUGGACGGCUUUGGUUAGUGGGUAUAUAAGGUUAAAUAGGAUUAAGGAAGCGGAGUGGUUGUUCUAUGAGAUGCCGGUUAAGAAUGUGGUUUCUUGGAACACAAUGAUUGAUGGGUAUGCAAGAAAUGGUAAGGCUGAUUUGGCUUUGGAUUUGUUUGAGAGGAUGCCGGAGAGGAAUGUGGUUUCGUGGAAUACCAUUAUAACAGCACUGGCACAAUGUGGGAUGAUUGACAAGGCACGAAGGCUUUUUGAACGGAUGCCUGAAAGGGAUGUUAUUUCGUGGACUGCAAUGGUUGCGGGUUUGUCGAGAAAUAGGAGGAUUGAUGAGGCGCGGGUACUUUUUGAUUUGAUGCCCGAAAGGAAUGUAGUUUCUUGGAAUGCUAUGAUUACAGGUUAUGCACAGAAUAAGAGGUUGGAUGAGGCUUUUGACUUGUUUGAGAGAAUGCCGGAGAGGGACAUGCCUUCGUGGAAUAUCAUGAUUACAGGACUUAUUCAGAAUGGGGAGUUAAGUAGGGCAUGGAAGUUGUUUCACGAAAUGCCUCAAAAGAAUGUGAUAUCUUGGACUGCGAUUAUCACAGGGUAUAUUCAAGAUGGGCAAAGUGAAGAAGCAUUGAAGAUUUUCUCAAAAAUGUUGGCGGUCGAUGGGGUGAAACCCAAUCAGGGAACUUUUGUGACUGUUUUGGGUGCUUGUAGUGACCUAGCUGGUCUUACUGAGGGAAAGCAAAUUCAUCAGAUGAUAAGUAAAACAACCUAUCAGGAUUGUGCUUUUGCGGUGUCAGCACUCAUAAACAUGUAUUCAAAGUGUGGGGAGUUGGGUACCGCCAGGAAGAUGUUUGAUGAUGGGAUGACAAGCCAUAGAGAUUUAGUUUCUUGGAAUGGUAUGAUUGCAGCCUAUUCGCACCAUGGAUGUGGCAGAGAGGCAAUUAAUUUGUUCAAUGAAAUGCGGGAAUUAGUCGUUCAACCUGAUGAUGUCACCUAUGUGGGGUUGCUCUCAGCAUGCAGCCAUGCUGGUUUGGUAGACGAGGGGCUAAAGCAUUUUGAUGAGCUUGUGAGAGAUGAAUCCAUAAUCGUGAGAGAAGAUCACUACACAUGCUUGGUUGAUCUCUGUGGCCGUGCCGGGAGGCUCAGAGAGGCAUUUGAUUUUAUAAGGCAGCUUGGGACUAAGCCAUCAGCAUCUGUUUUGGGGGCUCUACUUGCUGGAUGUAAUGUUCACGGGGAUAUGGACAUGGGGAAGCUGGUUGCAAAGGAGCUUUCAGAGUUGGAGCCAGAGAAUGCAGGCACGUAUUUAUUAUUGUCUAACAUAUAUGCUUCGGCGGGGAAAUGGAGAGAAGCUGCUAAAGUGAGGCUGAAAAUGAAGGCUAAGGGAUUGAAGAAACAGCCUGGUUGCAGUUGGAUAGAGAUUGGGAAUAGUGCACAUGUGUUUGUUGUUGGCGAUAAGUCUCAUAGUCAAUCAGAACGUGUUUGUUCAUUACUUCAGGAUCUUCAUGCAAAAAUGAAAAAGGUUGGAUAUAUUCCAGACGAUGAGUUGAUGGUGGACGAGGGAUUUUCUGUGACAUGAGUGUUGGCAGGAAAUUGAUGAUACUUGUCCUAGAGGUGAUGUGGAGAAUUUAUGCUUAAUUGGGAGCAUCCAUUUAAUAAUUGCCGUUGUUUUUAUUGGAGAACACACCGGUCAUCACUGAUGAUUUUUGGGUUAACAUGAACUAAAAAGUAGCAAGGUAAAAGGAAAUCCUGUGCCAUCUUUCCACUGGUACAGGCCAAAGUCCCCUCCAUUCUCUUAUGCUAAUUCUGCGUUUAUAUGUUACCUUGCUUGUAUCCCCUUCACCCUUACAAUGAUAACUUGGUUUCAUGCCCUUUGUACCUACCUUUGAGUUCCAGCCACUUCAGAAGCUUUCUGCUAUCCUCUACAGAAAAAAGUAUAGCAUUUUUUCCCCAUUCAACCAUUUAGAUGAGUUCCUGCUUUCUGAAAGUUAUAUUUGCAUGAGGUGUCAAGUUUAGGAAUGAAAUAGAAGUGGAAAAAACAAUUGAGAAUGAAGAUUGCAAGAUAAAAGUAGCAUCUCUGAUGUGGGCAAGUUCAGCCUGUAAGGAUCAUAUAUUGCAUGGAAUAAUACAAAGAUGCAAAUUGCGUGAGAAUUGUGGUCCUUUUUAUUCACUGUAUUUAAGGCUCAAUUCAUGAUGCCAAAUAAGGUGGUUGAGUUAGAAAGGUUGCUUGGAAAGCAUGGAAACAGUUUUGGAAGCAGCUCUUUGGUUAAUUUAGACCAACUGUUAAGUAUUUUUUCAUGUGAUCUGUGUGAGUACAGUUGUCAUUGUUAUUUGGCAGGACUGCUGUCCCUUGUUUAGUGGAUUUUGUAGAUCAUCCGAACCUUACUCCUCUUGUACUAGUUUAUUCUCUUUGUAAUAACUUUUGACUACUUAUAGAAGUGCAGCGUAUGCAAGUAAACAGCAUGCCUAGGCAAUGCAGGAUUCAAGGAAGCUGGAGGAGGAAAGAAGGAAGAGCCAAUUUUCAAAAUUGAUCAAACCUCCCACUCCCCGCGUUCAUGGCUUCUUCUUCCCCUCUGCUCAACGCCCCGCCAUCUCCAGUUUGUGGAUUCUCUUCCGCAGAUUAGUACUUCAGUUCGUGGCUGAUGAUCACCUCCCUGCGUUCGCCCCUCUGCUCACGCUUCUUCUUCCCCAGUUGGUGAGAUUUGUUUGGCCGCCCCUCUGCCCAGCUUCCCAGGCCGGCCUGGGGAGCUCAAGUCAGUCAAGGAUCUAUAUGACUUUAAAAAUUUGUCAGUUCUUUUUCUUCAUCUCCAUUUGUACGACCCUUCUGAAGAGGAAGAAAGUCUCCGAAUGAACUUCUGUUAAUGACAACUUCCACCCAUUGUCUUAUUCAAGUUUGAGUCGGAAGCAAACCCGAGAAUGUUGGCAGUUCCCCUCCCAUCUUCCUAGUGAAGGCCAGCUUAUAUAGGAUUUAGAUUGUGUUGUGAAAGGUACAAUGAAUUAUGAUGAUUAAUUUGCAUCUUAUCAUUCCAUGGAGAAUCUGAGGCCAUUACAGACAAUGUAUUGUUUUCAUCAAACCGUGGUUGUGGAGUAGUUUGUAGAAACUGUAAUUUGUAAUUGAAGCUUGAAGAAUGUUGAAAUUUGUAGUUUUUAUCAAAUUGUGGUUGUAAAUUUGCACUUUGUAGUUUGAAGAAUGUUAUAUCUAAGAGUCAAGAUCUCCAAAUUAUACUCAGAACGUUACAUCUUGAAAGUAUGGAUGCAGCUGGUUGAUAUGUGACAA
Molecule: messenger RNA, 3689 nt
Organism: Juglans regia (Persian walnut)
Lineage: Eukaryota; Viridiplantae; Streptophyta; Magnoliopsida; Fagales; Juglandaceae
Product: pentatricopeptide repeat-containing protein At2g35030, mitochondrial-like
Exons: 3
Coding region: 27-1991 (654 amino acids)
Biological process (GO): RNA modification
Molecular function (GO): protein binding; RNA binding
Source: RefSeq, a predicted model, not a curated record